UGCGCAUGCGCUGUGGGCGAGUGUGCGGCCCGGAGCCGGAGGGAGAAGGAGGAGGAGGAGGAGGAGGAGGAGGAGGGCGGCACGAUGUCCUGUAGCAUGGCUGGUGAAGAGGACUUUGUUUUGGAAGAAAAAAGAUUCAAGCAGUACUGUGAAGAAUUUAUUAAACGUUCACAGCAAAUAGGAGAUGGUUGGGAGUGGAGAACUACCAAGGACCUUGGUGAUGGUUAUCUUAGUAAAACACACUACCAAGUAAGAAACAGAAACAUCCCACCAGAUCUCAAGGAGAAAAACAAUGAUAACUGUGAACAAAUGUUAUGUACACAUGUUGAAGAGUCUUUGGAUGAUUCUCAAGCAGCUGGAGUUUGUGCAACAGAAGUGAUUCACUAUGAGUAUCAUGUCUUGUACUCCAGCAGCUACAGAGUACCUGUGCUUUAUUUUAGGGCAUGCUUUUUAGAUGGAAGACCUUUAACUCUGGAUGAAAUAUGGAAGAGUGUUCAUGCAUGCUACCAGGCUCGUCUGCUGGAGGGGCCCUGGGACACUAUUACACAGCAGGAGCACCCCAUACUUGGGCAGCCGUUUUUUGUUCUGCACCCCUGCCGGACUAAUGAAUUCAUCUCUUCUGUACUGAGCAGUUCACGGAAACACGACAGACACAUAAAUUACAUCACUUUGUGGCUUAGUACUGUAGGCCCAGUUGUGGGUCUAAAUCUGCCCAUGAGUUAUGCAAAACUAGCACCAGAGCAGAAUACAAAUGCUGAUUCAGUUGAAAGCAGGGGAGAACAUGGGCUGCGCAUAGCCUGAAAAAGAUUUGUCAAACUGUGGAAACGAACUAAUCCUUCUUUCCUUUGCACCUGAUCCAAAUCAAAAUCCUGAACUGAAUUUUGGUGGGUUCCAGCCAGGUCUCACUCCACCAAAGGUCUGAUUGCUUCUUCACGGUUUGUAAAGGUUCAUUCCCAUGCAUCCAGCAGUCAAGUGGUGUUAGCUUCAUAUGAUUAGCCAAGUGCUUUAGUAUUUACUAAUAUGCUUCACUAAUGAAGUAGAAACAUGGACUGCCAUGUCUGCUGCACAAGUUCAUGUCUUCCCUGAUCUCUGUGGAUUCCCCUCCAUUUGGUUUGUGUAACACGUAGUUUCAAUGCUUCUUCGUUAGGCUUAAAACCCCUCUAACACUGAUGGGGUUUGGCUUGGCUCAUCUCCCUUUGACAUUUUUCUAGUGCCCAGAUAACACAAGUUAUUCCUGGGUGCUGACAGAAUCCAUGGACAUGUUUGCUAGAAGAAUCCUGGUACCCGAGUGUUGACUAGAUGUCACGUGCUAAAGGUGCUUGUAAAACAAAUAAUAAAACGCAAUUCAAAAUGUG
Falco peregrinus (peregrine falcon) is the source of this 1355-nucleotide messenger RNA. RefSeq names its product autophagy related 10 (gene ATG10). Gene Ontology annotation, biological process: protein modification by small protein conjugation; protein lipidation; macroautophagy. Gene Ontology annotation, cellular component: intracellular anatomical structure. Gene Ontology annotation, molecular function: Atg12 transferase activity. The coding region runs from base 85 to 801 and encodes 238 amino acids. The record is from RefSeq and is a predicted model, not a curated record. The transcript has 8 exons. NCBI's taxonomy places the organism in Eukaryota, Metazoa, Chordata, Aves, Falconiformes, Falconidae.